GUGAAUAAACGACACGUACUAUCACAACAAUAAUAACCAAAAUAGUCAAAAACGCGGCACUCAACGGAAUAGUAAAUAAUUAUUGUGUAACUGGUGAACUUUAAAUAAUAGAUGUCUUAUUUAGUCGUUUAGUUUUGCGUUUUACCACGGAUCAGAUURGYAUUUUACCUACGGACUAUCAGCAACUGGAAAAAAUCAGAGUGCGAUCACGUAAUACAGGUGAAAACAUUAUUAUACCCGUCGGUCAGUUAAAAACUUUCAACACAAAGUACGUCCCGCCACGUAACCGGCAGCGCCACCUCACGGACAACACCGUCGACCAACGGACAAUCGCAACAUAGAUAGCGAAACACUCCGAAAUCCGCCCGACGCGCAACGGUCGGAGAUUGCCGACGCGUCUAAUACCAAGACGAUUGACGUUAUCGCCUAUCGGCUAUCAUGAGCCUGUUGUUCCGCCGAUUGUUGCCGUCGUCCGUCGUCGUAUCCUCGUCGUUGAUCUUUCAGAGCAAAAGUCUUAGUAGCAUAACAAACAAAAUGGCUGAAGAUUGGAAGAAUGCCAAAUCUGUGUAUGAUUUCACAGUAAAAGACAUCAAGGGAGAAGAUGUAUCGCUGGAAAAAUACAAAGGUUCUGUGUUGAUCAUUGUUAACGUAGCAUCUAAAUGUGGUUAUACAUCUAAGCAUUACAAAGAGUUAGUUGAGCUAGAUGAGAAGUAUCGUGACAAAGGUUUAAAAAUUCUUGCGUUUCCAUGUAAUCAAUUUGGUGGCCAGGAACCUGGUGAUUCUGAUAGUAUUUGUAGCUUUACUGCAAAAAAAAAUGUUAAAUUUGACAUAUUUGAAAAAGUCGAUGUCAAUGGCAAUGAUGCACAUCCAUUGUGGAAAUAUUUGAAAUCAAAACAGGGCGGUUUAUUGAUUGACUCUAUUAAAUGGAAUUUCACCAAAUUCAUUGUUGACAAAAACGGACAACCUGUUGAAAGACAUGCUGCUAAUGUUAGCCCUUUGGUAAUAUAGUUUGUUUAUUUCAUUUGUUUAG
Diuraphis noxia (Russian wheat aphid) is the source of this 1030-nucleotide messenger RNA. RefSeq names its product phospholipid hydroperoxide glutathione peroxidase Gtpx (gene Gtpx). The record is from RefSeq and is a predicted model, not a curated record. Lineage: Eukaryota; Metazoa; Arthropoda; Insecta; Hemiptera; Aphididae. Gene Ontology annotation, biological process: response to oxidative stress. Gene Ontology annotation, molecular function: peroxidase activity.